CUCACCAUGGACGACGAUAUCACUGCAGUCGUCGUUGACAAUGGCUCUGGCAUGUGCAAGGCCGGCUUUGCGGGUGACGAUGCCCCCCGGGCCAACUUCCCUUCCGUUGUAGGGCGCCCCAGGCACCAGGGCUUGCUGGUGGACAUGGGUCAGAAGGACUACUAUGUGGGUGAUGAGGCCCAGAGCAAAAGAGACAUCCUGACCCUGAAGUACCCCAUCAAGCGUGGCAUUGUCACCAACUGGGACAACAUGGAGAAGAUCUGGCACCACAUUUUCUACAACCAGCUGUGUGUGGCUCCUGAGGAGCACCCCAUGCUGCUGACUGAGGCCCCCCUGAACCCCAAAGCCAACCAAGAAAAGAUGGUCCAGAUCAUGUUUGAGACCUUCAACACCCCAGGCACGUAUGUAGCCAACCAGGCCGAGCUGUCCCUGUACGCCUCUGGCCGCGUCACUGGCAUUGUGAUCGACUCCGGUGAUGGGGUCACCCACGCUGUGCCCACCUAUGAGGGGUGUGCUCUUCCUGGCGCCAUCCUGCGUCUGGACCUGGCUGGCCGGGACCUGACUGACUACCUCACGAAGAUCCUCACCGACCGUGGCUACAGCUGCAUCACCACAGCUGGGCGGGAAACGGUAUAUGACAUCAAGGAGAAGCUGUGCUACGUCGCCCCGGACUUUGAUGUGGAAAUGGCCGUGGCAGGCUCCCUCUCCACCCUGGAGAAGAGCUACGAGCUGCCCGACGGCCAGGUCAUUACCAUCGGCAACGAGCGGUUCCGUUGCCCUGAGGUGCUCUUCCAGCCUUCCCUCCUGAACAUGGCAUCUUACGGCAUCCACGAAACUACUUUCCACUGCAUCAGGAAGUGUGAUGUGGACAUCCACGAAGACCUGUACGCCAACAUAGUGCUGUCUGGUGGCAGCACCAUGUACCCUGGCAUGGCUGACAGGAUGCAGAAGGAGAUCACGGCCCUGGCGCCCCGCAGCAUGAAGAUCGAGGUCUCUGCUCCUCCUGAGCCCAAGUACGCCGUGUGGAUCGGCGGCUCCAUCCUGGCCUCGCUGCCCACCUUCCAGCAGAUGUGGAUCAGCAAGCAGGAGUAUGACGAGUUUGGCCCCUCCAUCGUCCACCGCAAACGACGACGACGCUCCAGUCGGACUGUGGCUUAG
This is a messenger RNA of Saimiri boliviensis boliviensis (Bolivian squirrel monkey), 1158 nucleotides long. The record is from RefSeq and is a predicted model, not a curated record. NCBI's taxonomy places the organism in Eukaryota, Metazoa, Chordata, Mammalia, Primates, Cebidae.